AUGAAAUAUGUAACAUACUUCCGGUUUACAUCGUCAAAGUUUCUGUUAGAUGUCCCGGGGCGAUGUCAAACUGUUGGAAGUGAAAUGUGGCGCCACGAACUGCUGGUGCGGGCGGCGUCGUCUUCGGGCGAGCGGCCAGCAGGAGGGGCGGCGGCGGCAGGAGGAGGAGGAGGCGCUCAGGUCGUGCUGCAGGUCCGCGUGGCCGACGUCAACGACAACCGGCCGUACUUCGUGUCCCCGGGGCCGGUCGUCACCGUCAUCGAGGAGGACGACCGCGAUCUGCCGCAGACGCUGACCAGGGUAGAGGCUUCGGACGGCGAUGGGCGUGCGGGCGGGGCGGGGUUGCGCUACUCUCUCGCGGGGGACGGAGUGGACGGCCUCACGCCCUCAGAGGCCUCCUUCGCCGUCGACGCCCACACGGGGGAGCUCAUACAACUGAAGGCUCUGGACCGCGACCCCCCCAACGGGAAGGGCGUGUGGAGGGUGAAGGUGCGGGUGCAGGAUGGACAGAGGAUUUUCUCCCGCUCCAGAGGCAGGCCGGAGCCCCCGCGGACCCCCCAGCGGGCUCCUAGAUUCAACAUGGAGGCGACGGAGGCCGAGGGAGGAGCCUGGCGGGGCAGCUCGAAGUCGCUGCGCUAUCUCUUGGACGGGAAUGUAGCAGAUUUCUCCAGGCACAGCGACGGCGGCAAGCAGACCAGCAAGAGGCGAAGGCACUGGCUGUCUGGGAGCACGAGGUGGAGGGAGAUCAGGAAGAGGGAGGCCCCAGGAGCACAGGAUGCGGGAGAGGAGGCGAUACCAGAGCCCGAAGAAAUCCUUGUCUCCACGACGAGGUGGAGAGAGGCGCCCCAAGGAGGGCAUUCGCUCCCUGAUGAAUUCCGGUAUCAUUCUCGUCAAAAUACAAACGUCGCGGGAUCUAAAAGAAAGAGAAAACGACAGACGGAAGGAUUGUCAUCUAAGGAUCCGUUGCGAAAUGACGAUGGAAUCCACAGUGGUUCCAUCGAAGAGCAGAGGCGGUCGAGACGCCAUAUAUCUCAGCAUGGGGUCCCUUUGCCCCCGCUCUCACGUCUCGAGCCGCACGACGCCCUGUCCACGCUGUAUCCUCCGACGCGAAGAGGCAAGGCUAGUGCAGCCUCGGCGGGAUCGAAGGGGGAGAGCGAGGCUAGAGUCUCGUCUUCCGCAGACUUGCCUUGGCGGAGUCAAGCGGCUGGCGAGGAGGUCUCGGAACUCUUUAAAGACCGGUCUGCGGGACUGAACCGAAAAGGAAUCCAGGCUCAUCACCUGCCCACCGGAGCCUCCAGCAGCUCCAAGGGCCGAAGAGGCCGCACGAGCUCUGGUUCGAACGCUGCUCAAGCGAACGACCCUGAAGCUUCCGAAGAAGGCGCUGACGCCCCUCCUGUCUGGAACCCGCUCGCACUCCCCCUCGGAGAGAGCAUCAGGGCGUCCAGAUCCGCCCGAGCCUCGAGCUUCCGCUGGAAUAAGCAUUACCUGAGCUACCUGGUGGACCAGCGCGACCUGCUCUCGGACGCCAGGAGGUGCAAGUUCGUGAGCAUCUUCGACAGGAACCGAAGUCACUACAACGUCACCGACCGGGACUUCCAGACCGCCGCAGGAGGGGGCGACGCUGCAGGAGAAGAAGGAAGAGGCUGGGAAGUGCAGGGACAAGUGCUCAGGCUGGAGGACACGCACUUCGCAGAGACGGAGGUCACGGUGCUCGUCAAGGACAUCAACGACAACGCCCCCGUGUUCCCCAACGCCACCAUGUACGGCGCCGUGCAGGAGAACGGCCCCGCGGACCUCUCCGUCGCCGUGGUCUCCGCCUGGGACGCUGACGACGCCACCGAAGGGACCAACGCCCGCCUCAGUUACUCCAUCGAGAAGAACGUGGUGGACGAAGGGUCCGGCGAGGCCAUCUUCGCCGUGGAGGCCGAAACGGGCGUCAUUCGCACGGCGCUUUGCUGCUUGGACAGGGAGACGACGCCCGAGUACACGAUCCAGGUCGUGGCGACGGACGGGGGCGGUCUGAAGGUGGGACCUCGAGGUGGACGAGACGCGGGGACUGCGGCUCCGGACAACAGGACCCUCCUCGAGCUCGUGGCCACGGACAGGACAACGGCCAACUUGAUGUACUAUCGGUGUUUCUAG
Messenger RNA from Penaeus vannamei (Pacific white shrimp), 2142 nucleotides. NCBI's taxonomy places the organism in Eukaryota, Metazoa, Arthropoda, Malacostraca, Decapoda, Penaeidae. The record is from RefSeq and is a predicted model, not a curated record.